AUGGAACCGGCGCCGCAGCCCCUGACGGGGCGGGCCGCGAAGGUGGUGCUGCGCCUGGACGACGGGUCGCUCCUGGGGGAAGCCAAGUGCCUUCUGGGCGCAGAGGGGGAGAAGGACGCGGGAAAGGCGGUUCUGGUGCCGCCGGAGAAGGCUGUUGCUCUUGGGAAGACCAAUGAGCAGCAGCUCCAGGCCAUGAUCAAGCGGCUCGCGAUGGCGGAACGCCUCGAGGAGUACCGCAGAGAGAACAUCCUCGACGCGGUCAUCCCCGUGCGCGAGCUGCCCCCGCAAGCCACGGCGGUGCCUGGCACGGACCCCGCAGCCGCGACGCCCAGCGCCAACAUCCCCGGGGACUGGAAGGAGCAGUGCCGGCAGAUCCGGCAGCAGGUCUUCGACUCCCUCGCGAUGAUCCCCGGCAUCGGCGACCACCGCAGCACGUUCGGGGUGCCGGUCGACCCCAAGAUCGUGCCCAAGUACUACGACAAGAUCAAGGAGCCCAUGGACCUGGGCACCAUGCUCGAAAAACUCAACAACAACAAGUACCCGGGUCCCGAGGAGUUUCUUGAAGACAUGAAGCGUGUGUGGAACAACGCGAAGCGGUUCAACGACCAGAAGAGCAUGUUCUACAAGGCGGCGGUUCACGGGCAGAAGACGUUUGAGAGUCUGUGGGCGCGCUCGGGGCUGGCCACGGCGGUGCGGCCCGCGCGGCGCCGCGCGGCGCCGUCGGUGAUCAUCGCGGACGACACGCCCGCGUCGCGCCCGCGGUCGGCGCGCGCGGCCGGGAAGCGGCGGCGCGACAACGACGAGGACUACUCCGGGGGCACUGGCGGACACACCCCCUCCGGGCGGGCGCCGCGGUCGGCGGGGCGGAACGCGGGCGCGCCGGAGAUGGACCAGGCCACGAUCGCGAAGCUGUGGGAGAAGGUGGGCGCGUAUCUUAGCAGCGACGACCCCAACACCGUCGCGCCGCUGGCCCAGAUCCUCACCGACGCCGGGUGCGUCAAGCUCGACGACCAGGGCGAGCAGGAGGUGGACCCGGCGCUCGCGUCGAACGAGACGCUCUGGCAGCUGUACAACGCGGUCGGUGGCGGCUGA
Molecule: messenger RNA, 1092 nt
Organism: Pedinophyceae sp. YPF-701
Lineage: Eukaryota; Viridiplantae; Chlorophyta; Pedinophyceae
Source: the annotation of a GenBank genome assembly